GCAGGAGGGCAUGCGGGGAGGUCAGGGCACCCCGGCUGCGUGCGGCCACGUGUGUGUGUGUGUGUGCAUGUGCGUGUGGGUGUGUGCGUGCCUGUGCAUGUACCAACGGUGCAGCUGCAUCGGGGCGUGUGUGCUCUUAGUGUGAUGGCCGCGUGGGCCGGUACAGGGUGUUUGCGGGCAGGCGGGUGUCUGAGUGUUGCUGUGACCUGCAACAGCACAGCUGCCUGGAUUGAGCAGCCACCAGGUGCUGACAGGACUGGCAGAGGUGGCUGCUGCCCUCGUCCCCAGCCUGCAGUCCUGGGCGAAGGCUGACGCUGAACAGGGUCUGAGGCCCCUGCCUGGGUGUUUCUGGGAGGCUGGCGUGUCCCACGUGAGCACCACCGCGGGCAGCUGGAGGGCGUGGGGCAGGACCGUGAGCCUGGGAGGGGUGUGGCCCUCCGGUCCCGCCCGCAGUCCCACACCGGCCCCAGUCCCGCCCGCCCCGUCCCUGCCUCGCGCGCUGACGUCACCGGGACCUCCCGAUCCUUCGGCCCAGCUCGAGCUGCUCACGCUGCUGCCCGGGGCGCGGUGACCGACGAGGCCUUUGCUGGCUCCCGAGGGCGCGGGACUGCGAGGGUACGGAGGACCUGGAAGUACCCAUGCCUGAAGACGUCCAGGACCAGGCAGAGCUGGGCCUUGUGGGCCCUCGGACCAGCGUUCGUCUGUGGGGAGCCCCUGGUAGCCUCUCUGAUCAGUCCCAGGGAAGAUUCUGGACGAGAUCGUGGCCGUCCCCAGGGUGGUCCAUGGGCAGCAGCAGGGGCUCCCAGGAGUGGCCAGGCCCCACCCACCCACCAUGCUGCAGUGCAGACAGGCACAGGAGUUCAGUUUCGGGCCCCGGGCCCUGAAGGACGCCCUGGUCUCUACCGACGCAGCCCUGCAGCAGCUGUACACCUCCGCCUUCUCCCCGGCCGAGCGGCUCUUCCUGGCCGAGGCCUACAACCCGCAGAGGACACUCUUCUGCACCCUGCUUAUCCGCACUGCCUUCGACUGGCUCCUGAGCCGCCCUGAGCCCCCUGAGGACUUCCAGACCUUUCACGCCUCCCUGCAGCACCGGAGGCCCAGCCUGACUCGGAAGCACAUCUACCUACAGCCAAUAGACCUGAGUGAGGAGCUGGUGGGAAGCUCCCUGCUGCACCAGCUGCGCAGCUGCACGGAGGCCUUCUUCCUGGGCCUGCACGUCAAGUGCCUGCCCUCAGUGGCAGCCACAUCCAUCCGCUGCUCCUCGCGCCCCAGCCGGGACUCUGACAGACUCCAGCUCCACACAGACGGCAUCCUGUCCUUCUUGAAGAACAACAAGCCCGGAGACGCGCUGUGCGUGCUGGGCCUCACACUGUCUGACCUGUACCCGCAUGAGGCCUGGAGCUUUACCUUCAGCAAGUUCCUUCCAGGGCAUGAAGUGGGUGUUUGCAGCUUCGCCCGGUUCUCAGGGGAAUUCCCAAAGUCGGGACCCAGUGCUCCUGAUCCAGCCCUGGGAGAGGCGGUGACAGACGGCCCUGAGGCCCCCCUGCAGGACAGAGGCUGGGCCCUGUGCUUCAGCACCCUGGGGAUGGUUCAGUGCUGCAAGGUCACAUGCCAUGAGCUCUGCCACCUCCUGGGCCUGGGGAACUGCCGCUGGCUCCGCUGCCUCAUGCAGGGUGCACUCAGCCUGGAUGAGGCCCUGCGGCGACCCCUGGACCUCUGUCCCAUCUGCCUGCGGAAGCUGCAGCACGUCCUGGGCUUCAGGCUCAUCGAGAGGUACCAGAGACUCUACACCUGGACUCAGGCGGUGGCGGGGACAUGGCCCAGCCAGGAGGCAGGGGAGCCGUCGGUGUGGGAAGACACCCCGCCCAUCAGCACCGACUCAGGCAUGUGCUGUGAGAGUGACUCAGAGCCAGGCACCAGCACGUCGGAGCCCCUCACCCCUGAUGCCUGGAGUCAUGCCUUCUCCUCGGGGCUGGAGCCAGAGGACGGGUUGAGCUCCCUGGAGGCCUCUGAGGCUCCGCCUUCACUUGGGGGCCCUGCAGAGGCCAUCAAGGAGCACAAACGGUGGCUGGCCAUGUGCAUCCAAGCCCUGCAGCGGGAAGGGGCGGAGGAGGAGCUGGCGCAGGUGGACAGAGCCGUGGAUGCCCUCAACCACUGGGAGAUGUUCACUGGCCAGCUCCCGGCCACCAGGCAGGAACUUCCCUGUGGCAGGGACAGUGCGGGGCUGCGUAAGGUCCUAGGGGACAAGUUCUAUUCCCUGAGGAGGAAGCUGAGUGCCCGAAAACUCUCCAGAGCAGAGUCGGCCCCCUGUUCCUGGGACGGGGAAGAGAAUUAACACUGUGGCGGCCGCCCUGUGUCUCCUUCCCUAGGAUGCUGGCCAUCACUGUCCAGUAGCUGGGGCCACUUCCCACCUGCCAGGGAUUCAGAGGAAGGGUCUAGCUGGGUAGUGGCUCAGGCCUGUCAUCCCAGCACUGUGGGAGGCCAAGGUGGGGGGGGGAUUGCUUGAGGCCAGGACUUUGAGACCAGCCUGGACAACACGGUAAGAUUCUGUCUCUACAAAAGAAAAAUUUUAAAAUGAGCUGGAUGCAGUGGUUCCUGCCUGUGGUCCCAGCUAUGCGGGAGGCUAAGGUGGGAGGAUAGCUUGAGCCUAGGAGGGCAAGGCUGCAGUGAGCUGUAAUCAUGCCACUGUACUCCAGCCUGGGCAACAGAGCAAGACUGUUUCCAAAAAAAGGAAAGGUUAUUUGGAAAAGCUACAGAACGCUCGUCAUUAGGCAGCUCCUUCAACUCCUGUGCCCCAGCCAGCAGCCCUCAGGGGCCUGCACACACGGAGGGGCCUCCCUGCUCCUGGGCACUUCUCGUGGAGCACAAGGUGGACUGUGCUGGGGGUGGGGCAGAGCCCCCUCGCCUGUAGAGGCAGAAGGAAGCAGCGGGUGUCCUGUCUCCUUCCAGGCUGCGGGCCUGCCCCUCAGUUAUUUAUAGCAGGAAGCUGGAGAGGCCAGCUCAGAUGAGGAGUGACCCUGGGGGCAGACAGGCUCCACGCUGCAAUCCAGCUUCCAAGGCUAGGUCUCCCUGCUAAAGGGGGGAGCGAUGGAGAUUUGUUUCUGUCUCAAGUGUCAACCACAUGCACACAGGAAGGGUCACUUUCUGUGGUGGCAUCUGACCCUUACGGAUUUCACACGGGCUCUCCGUGGAAGUUCUGGGGUUUGCCCUCUCUUCUGACCAACGCUGCAGGAGCUGGUGUUCACUGAGGGCAGGGGCUCCUCAUUCCUGAGGCGGCUGCCACUCACCGUGGGGAAAGCAGACUGCGGUGAUGUUUUGGGGAAGUUUCUUGGCAAAGGCGUCUGCACCGUCAGAGCCGAGCAGGUGGAGGUGGUGAUCAGAUGGUCUCUUUCCUUUUGGUCUAGUUCUUUCCAUUGCUGAAAGGGGUGUUUUCUCCAUAGCCAGGGCUGAGCAUUUUAUCUGUCUCCUUUUAAUUUUGGUUCCUGCAUUUUGAAGCUCUUUUAUGUCAAUGCA
Callithrix jacchus (white-tufted-ear marmoset) is the source of this 3513-nucleotide messenger RNA. It is a transcript of the gene AMZ1, whose product is annotated as archaelysin family metallopeptidase 1. Gene Ontology annotation, biological process: proteolysis. NCBI's taxonomy places the organism in Eukaryota, Metazoa, Chordata, Mammalia, Primates, Cebidae. The record is from RefSeq and is a predicted model, not a curated record. Gene Ontology annotation, molecular function: metallopeptidase activity.